This is a messenger RNA of Balearica regulorum gibbericeps (East African grey crowned-crane), 156 nucleotides long. RefSeq names its product translocase of outer mitochondrial membrane 5 (gene TOMM5). The record is from RefSeq and is a predicted model, not a curated record. Gene Ontology annotation, cellular component: mitochondrial outer membrane translocase complex. NCBI's taxonomy places the organism in Eukaryota, Metazoa, Chordata, Aves, Gruiformes, Gruidae.
AUGUUCCGCAUCGAGGGCCUGGGACCCAAGAUGGACCCAGAGGAGCUGAAGCGGAAGAUGCGCCGCGACGUUCUCACCUCUGUCCGUAACUUCCUCAUCUACGUCGCGCUGCUUCGGAUCACUCCUUUCAUCUUGAAGAAGCUGGACAGUAUAUGA